Molecule: messenger RNA, 1059 nt
Organism: Cicer arietinum (chickpea)
Lineage: Eukaryota; Viridiplantae; Streptophyta; Magnoliopsida; Fabales; Fabaceae
Source: RefSeq, a predicted model, not a curated record
GUGUUAUACUCACAACACAACCAAUUACAAAUACAUUGAAUAGUUGUUCUAUAGCUUCUAAACACAAAUACAAGAAACACCUUAUAAUUCAAGAAUCCUACAAAAGAAGCAAAAGGGUGUGAGAAGAAGUGAAAAAUGGGAGCUAAGAGGUCAUCUUCUUCUUCCUUUUGCAGUGUUUUCAAAGCAUGUUUCUCAAGUGGAAACAAUAGUGAUGAAUAUUGGGAAGGUAGUGGAAGUGGAAGAAGAAUAUUUGCAAGUGAUGAAGAUAGAGGUUGUUGGGUUGCUGAGCCUGGUAUUGAUAGGAAAGCUUCUGAUUUCAUUGCUAGAUACUAUGCUACUAGAGUCACUGAUUCUCAAAGCCAAUUUGCUUCUUGAAUUCAUUUCAUUUCUUUCAUUGUUUUAAAUUUCUUGCAAUAAGUUAAGUAGCUAAUUUUCCACCCUCAUAUUUACUAUAUGACCAUUUGUACUUUGUUCCUACCUCAUUCUUCUUGAGUCUAAAAAAUUUUGUCGCCAUAUCUUUUGUUAGAUGAAGAUCUAACUGUUUAUAUUUUAAAAUCAAUUUUGUGCCGUUGAAAUAUAAAUUGUUUGAUAUUCAUCUAAUAGUCAAGAUGUGAUGACAAAAGUGACUCUAAAUUUUUUAUCGCAUAACUACCAAAUGCCAAAGUAUGUGUUUGUUUUCGCGAUAAAACACACUCAUGUUCAUAUAUUUGGAGGAAAGCAACAAUAUUUAUGAACAUGGAUUGAAGUCAAAUGUGAAUAUUUGAUGUGAAAUCAAACACACAGUAAAAUGCAAUUGGUCUAAAUUUUAAGAUAUAUUGGGAUGAUUACAAUAAAUUUUUUUUUUUAAUAUUUGUGUCAAAAUUAUUAGUAUUAUCUUAGAGUUUUUCUUUAGUUGUGUCUAGUGGAUAGUGUGUUUAUGUAAGAAUUAUUCCUUCAUUGGGUUUGUAGUGAUGUUCUUAAGGUGUGGAUCAGAUACUUGUUGUUCGAAAUAACGCGGUCAUUAAUAAUGUAAAACUCUACUCUUUACUGUUUUUAGUUUCAUCGAUUAAUUAGUAUUUA